UAACGCGUGAAUAAAUGCAAGUAUGCAAACGUCAAAGAACGAUUUAAAGUUGGCUCUCCCGAAGCUGUACCACGACUUGCUUCGCGACUUUGUUUGCAGCGUCUUUGAAGAACAGCCAGAGGAUUUGGUAGAUUAUGCAGCAGAGUAUUUCGAAAAUAUAAAUAACACGGAAAGCCUAAAAACCCGAUACGUGAUGAAGACCAAAGCUACAUCAUUUGAUGAAGAUGGAGAUGAUUUGGAGGAGCGGCCAGUGAUCAAAUCACGAGGAAGGAGGCAAGCGGUGGCAGCCCAAUCUUACGAUCCAACUGCCGAUGAUGAAACAGAGAUUGUUAUGCACGACAAAUCUUCUCAACAACUCGAAACGCUUAAAAACGACGUGAAAGGAAUCCUGCUGUUUAAAUCAAUUGACAGUGGCCAACUGAAAACUGUUCUAGGCGCAAUGUUUGAACGAGUUGUCAAGGAGGGGGAAGUCGUCAUCAGACAAGGGGACGAUGGCGAUAAUUUUUAUAUUAUCAGCGAAGGAAAAUACGAUAUUUACGUGAAGGACGGCAAAAAUGAUAAAUUGGUUGCACAACUAGAUGGAAAAGGCAGUUUUGGCGAGCUUGCACUGAUGUACAACUGUCCAAGGGCUGCCACUAUUAUUGCAAAAUCUGAUGGCAAGUUAUGGUGUUUGGACCAGGCCGCCUUUCGAAAGAUCAUUGUUACGGCACAGGCGAAAAAGCGUAAGAUGUUUGAAGAUCUGCUUGAAAAUGUUCCGAUUUUAUCAGAGCUCACGCCUUAUGAGAGGAUGAAUCUUGCAGACAGUUUAGAUACCCAGAAGUUUGAUGAUGGCGAUAGAAUUAUAGAAGAGGGGGCUGAGGCUCAUAAUAUGUUUUUCAUUAUGGAGGGUACUAUUCGCGUAACAAUACGCGAUAAAAACAACCAGUCGGAAGAAAAGGAAGUUUUAAGGCAACAUGCUGGGCAAUACUUUGGGGAACUCGCUUUGGUAACAAAAAAACCGCGCGCCGCUUGUGUUUACGCGGUCGGGCCUGUGACAGUAGCCGUUCUCGACUCUGGCGCCUUCGAAAGACUUCUCGGACCAUGCGUUGAUAUUAUGAAGAGAAAUUUCGAUAGCUACGAGAAAGUUCGACAGCAGCUUGGUAUAGAAAAUUGAGCGUUUUUAUUAAAAAGACCUCGCAUACCAUACAUUCCCUUCUUAAUUUGGAAAAUAAGCUGUCAUGUAGACGAUUUAAACGUUAACCCUAAUUUUCAUUACACAUUUUUAUUCUGGAAUGUCGACCUUGGUGAAUCAUCAACAAUUUUGGUGUUUGUUAGAAAGGCCUUGAAAGAAUCAUGCCAACUAUCAGAUUUUUCUUCACAAAAAGUAUUCCCAUGUCAACUGUGAAAGGCAAACCGUGUGUCCCUUGUAUAAAACGGAUAAAUUGCAAGAAAUUGUAUUUUCACUGUUAAUACAUAUCACUUUAUAUGCAAUAAGUCACUCCAAUAUCUCCA
Rhopilema esculentum is the source of this 1491-nucleotide messenger RNA. NCBI's taxonomy places the organism in Eukaryota, Metazoa, Cnidaria, Scyphozoa, Rhizostomeae, Rhizostomatidae. The record is from RefSeq and is a predicted model, not a curated record.